AUGCAACAUCCAAAAAGAGUUUAUUUCCGUUUUUCAAAGCCUGAGCCGCCAAAUGAAGAUAUAUUAUGGAGAUCAUCACAGAUAAAAGCGCGAAAUGCUGGUAAAUGGAUGAUAUUUACAGAUGCUAACGAUGUUCAGUUGAAUUCAAAUAUGACUAAAUCGCCUAGGCAUAAGAAAUAUUAUAAAUACAAAGGUUAUCAAGUUCCACAAGAGUGUUUUGAUCACUCAGAUAGCCAACCACUCAAUACAGAAGUUUCAAUGAAUUAUAGCUACUUUAUUCCUAGAAGAGAAUUAGUUUCAACAGUACACGAAAGAGAACGCACACAAAGAUACGACGAUGAAGAACCUAAAAAAGAUUUCCGAAAGGGUUUUGUUGGAAAGAAUCCGUUAACUAUGCCUUUUAGAACAUCAACGAAGAUCUUAAAUGAAAAACGCUUUAAAGAACUCCGUAGAGCCCCCAGAAAGAUUCAAACUGUUCGUUCACCACGAUGUACUUAUCUCCAAUCACAAGAUGAAUGA
Trichomonas vaginalis G3 is the source of this 519-nucleotide messenger RNA. RefSeq lists its product as uncharacterized. The transcript has a single exon. Bases 1 to 519 code for a protein of 172 amino acids. Lineage: Eukaryota; Parabasalia; Trichomonadida; Trichomonadidae. The record is from RefSeq and is a predicted model, not a curated record.